UGCGUCCUUCCUGACAGAGCGAGGACCCCGAGAAGACCUUCAUCGAACAAGAUGGGCUUGUGGCACGUGUGCACAUGCGUGGUGCUGGCCGUGCUGGUUGGUGUCGUUAUUGCUGCCAAUCGGGGAGAACGAACGGACGCGUUUCGGGUGAUCGAGGCGUUUUCGCGACCUGUCAGCAUCUACAAGGACAGCAACAACUCACCCUUCAAGUGCCUGAGUGCUACACGAACUCGCUUCGAUCCUCAAGCAAAAGAAGCAACCUACAUUUGGCACCUGAAAGAUGACCAUGGCAUAGCUGAAGUAAGCUGUUCUCUUUUUUAUGGCAAUUUUUCGAACUUGUUCUCCUUUCUGGUGAUAAAACUAUUGAAGAUCCUCCAAGGAUACCAUGGUUGCCAAGGCACUGCUGCGCACAGU
This is a messenger RNA of Rhipicephalus microplus (southern cattle tick), 414 nucleotides long. RefSeq lists its product as uncharacterized. Lineage: Eukaryota; Metazoa; Arthropoda; Arachnida; Ixodida; Ixodidae. Gene Ontology annotation, biological process: symbiont-mediated perturbation of host defenses. Gene Ontology annotation, molecular function: amine binding. The record is from RefSeq and is a predicted model, not a curated record.